Messenger RNA from Asparagus officinalis (garden asparagus), 1306 nucleotides. Its product is annotated as phospholipase A(1) DAD1, chloroplastic. Gene Ontology annotation, biological process: lipid metabolic process. The annotation marks the transcript as partial. The record is from RefSeq and is a predicted model, not a curated record. Gene Ontology annotation, molecular function: glycerophospholipase activity. Lineage: Eukaryota; Viridiplantae; Streptophyta; Magnoliopsida; Asparagales; Asparagaceae. The transcript has 2 exons.
CGCUGGGCCGAGUACCAAGGCCUCAACAACUGGGACGGGCUGCUGCGCCCCCUCGACCCGGUCCUCCGGUCGGAGAUCCUCCGCUACGGAGAGUUCGUCCAGUCGGCCUACAACUCCUUCGACUUCGACCCCUCCUCCCCUUCGUACGGCACGUGCCAGCACGCCAAGCUCUCGGCGUCGGGAUCCGCGUCGGGGUAUCGCGUGACCAGGGACCUGCACGCGAGCUCUGGGGUCAGGCUGCCGGGCUGGGCCGACGACGUGGCCCCCAGCUGGGCGACGAGGAGGUCGAGCUGGAUCGGGUACGUGGCGGUGUGCGAGGAGGAGGAGGAGGUGGAGAGGUGGGGGAGGAGGGACGUGGUGGUGGCGCUCCGGGGGGCGGUCACGUGCUAUGGAUGUCGGGUGGAGAACUCUGAGCGGCCCACCGUGACUGACUGCAUUUGCGACGGCGGCGACCAGCUGGGGUCCAGCGGGAUUCCUGAUGGGUGGGAGCAGAGGCCGUUUUGGAGCUAUGUUCCUUUCUUGUGGGCUGAGCUACACGAGUUUGCGUUGAUCAGGUACAUGCUGCAAAUUCCAUUAAAGCCUCACUUCCAACUCUCCUUCUUCUGUAAAAUGCAGGUGAGAGAAGAAAUCAAAAGAAUAAUCGAAACCUACGGAGGAUCGAGAAACAGGCCCCUAAGCCUAACCAUAACAGGCCACAGCCUCGGAGCAGCCCUCGCCGUCCUCGCGGCCUACGACAUUACCGCCACCGUCAAGAACCAUCCGAUGGUCACCGUCGUCUCCUUCGGCGGUCCCCGCGUCGGCAACAGCAGCUUCCGACGAAAACUGGAGGAACAAGGGAGCAAAGUCCUCAGGAUAGUUAACACUCAAGACAUCAUCACAAAAGUCCCGGGUUUUGUUGUAGACCAAGAAAUCGAACAGAGUGAGAACGAGAUUAAUAUACCGAGUUGGAUAUUAAGGAAGACCGGCUGGGUUUAUGCCGAUAUUGGACAAGAGUUGAGAGUUAGCGGUGAGAGGACUGCGAAUGUUGUGGCUUGUCACGAUUUGAACGUGUAUUUGAGUCUAGUUAAUCAGCUUAGUACCACGUGUCCGUUACGGGCCAGGGUCAAGGAGAGUUUCCGUUGGCCGUUUUCUGUUCAGCUAACGUCUAAUGGACGGUGAUAAUUAAAAAGUGGCAGCUAAUUUUCCAGACUGUAACCACAGUUUUAACUGUUUGGAAAUGUAUUUUUCGAUUCAUAACUAACAACCAACACAUCACCCCCCUGUCGAUCGGUCUUAUAUUUUGGUCCCUGUAGCAAAGCUCCGUAAA